Messenger RNA from Symbiodinium necroappetens, 4362 nucleotides. Lineage: Eukaryota; Dinophyceae; Suessiales; Symbiodiniaceae. The record is from the annotation of a GenBank genome assembly.
AUGGAGCUGCUAGCAGAUGAGAAAGAUGGACGCUACAAACGCCUGCAGCGAAGGCACAUAUAUCUGCAUCGUUUGGCGGGCGAUGACAUUUUCGCAGCGAAAGUCGAAGCCCAGCCAAAGGCACCCAUGCGAAUGGUGCUGCGAUUUGCAGUGUAUGCCGGCAUUGCCACGUUUGUCAUCAUGGAGCGAAGUCAAGUCGGAGAUCUGUCAGCAACGAACCAGGCACUCAGAACCGCCUUGACCAGCCAGUAUUUCGAGCACAGCCCUGUGCCGAAAACUUUCGAAGAUAUCAAGAACGAAGCGGACGUCAUCUCCUGGCUUAGAUGGCUUUGCACGGCUCUAGAACAAGCAGGCAGCGAGCAGUCUUACGGCAAUCCCCUGUCACUGCUCUUGCACAAUAGAGUGCUUCCCAGGGCAGGGGCAUGCUUGGAUGCUGCUGCUCUGAGCUUGAGCUUCCGACGUGUGAAGCUGUCGGCCGACAGCGCGUCCACAACCACAGAUCGGUUUUCCCAGCUAUACCCAUUGACUUGGAUGGCAAACACCAUCCAACCAGGGCAAGCUGGUGGCGAUGUGGAAGCAACGUCGAAUAUCCGCGCUGGCAACGUGACAUGGAUGCAUACGCCACCAUGCUCGUCGUGCGGCAAUGCAGGAUAUGAGGAUGCAGGAGGAUACUUGGCAGUGAUCACCACGAGGGCAUCAGGUACUCUUGUCCACUUGAUCGAUAAAUCACAAACUUUUGACACCUCGCCAGCUGAAGCUCUGCAUCAUUGUGACAGAAGACUUCAGAGAUCUGGAACAGUGAGCCUGGACACGUUUUUGGCCGAGCCCUUUUUUGAUUCUCAGCUCGGCAGUCUCACAGUGGAGUUACAGUCCUACAACGCGAACUAUCAAAGCCUGUCCAGGGUUCGGGUCUUCUUUGAGUUCAGUGCUGCAGGGACGCUCUCCUCGCACCGUAUGGCGUCAGACACAAUUCGUUUGGACGUGUCCCACAGUUGGAUUCAAUACUUCGAGUAUGCUUACCUGAUCCUUACAUGCCUUUACUUCUUCGAGCUGGUUUACAGAAUUGGAAAGGGCUUUCCGACAUAUUUGAGAAACUUCUGGUGCUAUGUGAAUGCGUGCUCCAUCAUUGGGAGCAUCAGCUGUUUCGGCCUCUGGUACUACUACAUGCCUCGCUUGAGAGAUUUCCGGGUUGGACGCCAAUUUGAGGAGCCAGCGGAAUUCCAAUCCCGGUUCGCAACGUUCUCUCUAUACAUAGUGGCAUCCUCAUUUGCAACAUUCACCAUCUACUUGAGGGUGUUGCAAUUUCUAGCAAACACGCGUUCGCGCGUGGUGCUGCUUCUGAAGACCAUCAUGUUCAGUGCCGGCAACAUGGUUGUCUACAUCCUGUACAUUGGUGUGAUCUUCGUUGGCUUCUUCACAUUUGCCCUGACGCACUUCUCCUCAUUGUCUGCAAACUUCACAGACCCUUGGACCACUUUCGUCAGCACCUUCUCGCUAUUCUUCGGGGACCUGAGUGUUGUGGACGGCUUCCAGGCACCACUUCGUGUGCCAUUUAUUUGGCUAUUCAUGUUUUUCUUCUUCUUUUUGUCGGUGCAGAUGUUCAAUGCCAUCAUCAACUAUUCCUACAACAGGGUCUCAGAGGACAUGAAAUCAGUCUUCCAGCGUGAGCAGUAUGAGCAGCAGCUGAAGAGCAAGAAGAAAGGUCGAAGUCUUUGGCAGGCUCUCACCAACUUGCGGAAGCCAAAGCCUGCGGAGGAGCAGGAUGAUGUUGAAGCUGUUUCUGCAGGAGUGAACUCACAGGCAGCAGCUGCCAUCCCGGAUGCAUCCGCUCUUGAUGAAGCAGUUCGACAAAAGGUGGAGGAGUAUCGUGGUAGAGACACGAACAAAGCUGCCAAAGAUGGCUUCUGUACUGCUCUGGCCUACUGCAUCAUGGUCUCAUGCUACAUCUGGUUCCUGUACGUGAACAUGAUGGUCGAGGCGAAGAGUUCUGUUCGAAUCGUGGUCAACGAAACCGUGCAUGCACUAGAGGUGCCCUCGCCCGUGUCUGGUGAAGCUCCUUUGCAGGGAUGGGCGGAAAUUCACGCCUGGCCGCAAGCAAUUUCUUGGAUUCGCCAUGGGCUCCCUGAGCUGAUUUUCAAUUCAACUUCCGCGGCCAGUUUAGCAAUCGCUACGUCAGGAGCAAACCCUGUGGCAGCAGAAGGUGUGCGAUGCCUACGAUCUUGGAACUGCUUCCUGACUGGUAGCUCGGGGAAUGCCACCAACAUCGUGCGUAUCACGCAGAAGCGGAGCAGAAGAGUCUUGAACAAGGGGGCACGCCACGAUUCGACUCCCGAUGACGAACGCUUCAUCGGUGGAGUUGACAAUGCUACAGGCCAGGAGAUCCAGCAGAUCCUGGUGAACGCAUCAGGCUUCUCCCGGACAAUUGACCCUGACUCCCCCAACAAUGUCGCCGAGGACACGGGGGCAGGGUUUCAGUUGGCUCUUGGACAGGUUGAACUUUGCAAGACGGUGGCGGCAGACGGACCGGGCAGCUACAAGAAUGCAGGCGGGAUUGUAUGCCAGCUGGAUUCAGAUCCGGCGACAUUCCAGGAUCAGAUGGAUCUCAUGAUGGCAAGCGACUUUUUCACCAGUGCCUCUGCAACGUUCGUGGUUGAGCUGGUUACCCACAAUACCAACAGAGACAUGAUGAGCUACAUCGUGAUCAAGAUAGUGCAGACGCCAGCCGGUGAAGUGCGAAAAGACUUGCGAGUCUUCUCGUUGGCACUCUUCGGCUGGGAUGUUGGAGUGGACAAGUUGAGCUACUUCAUCGGACGUCUACUCCCUGGAGUCAUUUAUAUGAUCCUGGUGAUGUGCUUCACGAUCAUGCUUUAUCGAGAGCUGCAGACGGAGCAUACUCGCCGAACAGUCUCCAUGGAGGGUGCAGGGAAAGGUCCAGGCUUUCUGACCACCAUCUACACCUUCUUCACCACAGACAUAUUCCGGCCAGUCGAUACGCUUUCGUUUCUGAUGUCUUUCUGGAGCUUCGUCCUAUUCAUCAUGUGGUUGGUGAAGGAGGGGGACCUGCCGCAGAAAUUGCAGGGGGACUACGGGUCAAUUGUUGACUUCGCAGCUGAGUUGACGGCCCAAGAGCGGGAGUACAACCGCAUCUCCUCCGCGAAUCUUCUGCUCAUCUUCGUCCGGCCCCUUCGCUUCAUUCGUGAAGAUCCCCGCAUGCAAAGGCUCAAUCAGACCUUGAAGGAGGCCAGAACCGACAUCUUUUGGUUCAUCAUUGUUCUCGGCAUCGUUCUCUUUGCAUGCACCUUGCUGUCCUUCGUGUCCUUCGGACCUCGGUUCAUCAAAUGCAGCGACAUCUUCUCGGCCUUCAUCUUCUGCUUUUCAUUCAUCCUCGGAGAGUUUGACUUCUGGAGCCUGUUCCAGGCAAACCCUGUGAUGGCGGUGAUCUUCUUCUUCCCCUACCUGAUUCUCGUGUACUGCGUGUUCACGAACAUCUUCUUUGCAAUUCUUGACAGGUUCUUCGUCUCAGCAGAUCCUCCACCCAUUAAGUUCAAGAGGAAGCUCAAGCCACUCUUCUCCAAAAUCUGUCGUUGCAUCGAUUGGGACGAUGAUUUCGUCAUGGAGGGCGACCCCAAAGCAGCCAAAAAAGAUGGGCCAGUCUCGCGUGCAGGGCGUGUUGCUGACACUGCCAAAGUGAUCCAUAACAUCCGGAAAGGUCUGGAUGGGGAAGCUGGGAGUCAAAUGGCGCUGAGCAAGCCACUACGUGAAGUCUGUGACAUGGACGAUAGGCUUUUGGGUGUAGUCAAAUGGGGGCACGAUGAGGCAGCAUCCUUGGUCAGUGACUUCCAAAACCUGCUCGUCAAGAAGCAGCAGUACAAAAACGAAGAUGUGUUCAUAAAGCAGGUGGUCAUGAAGAAAGUUGAUACAGAUGAGAGCAGGACAAGAGCCGAAAUGGAGGAGGCCCAUCGGCAGAUGAGAUAUGCAGCUGAAGUGCAUGAAGUCAUGGCGCUGCGUGAUCAGCAGACGCUGGCAAAGUACAUCUGGCUGCUUGAGCAGAAAAUUCAGAAGAAGAUGAACGAUCAACAUGCCCUGAAGAUGGAGGUCCAGCACCUUCAAGAAGAAAUGGACAGCAUGCGUUUCACCAAAGACGAGCUGCGGAACCAAGCCACAGGCAUGAGAGCUGCAGAAGCGCCGGAUGCAGAAACUCAAGGCCUGGAAGGUUCUGACGAAGAGGAGGAUUUAGAGCUUCGCGAAGGCGAAGAUGCUAUAGCACCGGCGGAUGAUCCUAAUGCAGCGAUGGACCAUCCGCUGCCAAGCGAGAAUCCGACAACAAUCUCGAUGCUGAAGGCGUUGGGUGAGAAGGCAUGA